AUGGUGCUACCUGGGCUGCUGCUGCUGCUGCUGCUGCUGGCUGGCGCCCGCUGGCUGUGGGGCCAGCGGAGACCCUCGAAUCUCCACCUCCCGCCUCUCGUCCCCGGAUUCCUGCAUGGUCUGCAGCCCCACCUUCCCAUCUACCUGUUCCGCCUCACUCAGAAACUCGGGCCCAUCUACAGGAUCCGCCUGGGGCUGCAAGAUGUGGUGGUGCUGAACUCUCACAGAGUCAUUGAGGAGGCCCUGAUCCAAAAGUGGAUGGACUUUGCUGGCCGACCCUGGAUACUGUAUGCCUCUCUUUCCACCAUCCCUCCUGCAGAAAACCUGGAGUUUGAUCUGUCUCUGGGGGAUUACUCUCUCACAUGGAAGGACCACAAGAAACUCUCUCGCUCAGCCCUGAUGAUGGGCAUGCGGGACUCCAUGGAGGCCCUGGUGGAGCAGCUGGCCCAGGAAUUCUGUGAGCGCAUGAGAGGCCAGGCUGGCCGACCCGUGGCCAUCGACAGGGAGUUCUCUCUCCUCACGUGCUCCAUUAUCUGGCACCUCACGUUCGGAGACAAGGUCAGUGACAGCACUCUUCUGCACACCGUCCACAGCCUCGUGCAGGAUUUGUUGCAAGCCUGGAACCACUGGUCCAUCCAAAUCUUGAAUCUUGUUCCCCUUUUCAGGUUCCUCCCCAAUCCAGGCCUCCAGAAGCUGAAGCGGCUCCAAGAGGGCUGUGGCUGUAUCAUCAGGGAGCAGCUGAAGCAGCACAAGGACGUCCUGGUCGAAGGCCGGUGGAAGGACAUGACCGACUACAUGCUUCAGAAAGUGGACGAGCAAAGGGGCGCGGGGCGGCUCCACGAAGGGCAUGUGCACUCCUCGGCGAUGGACUUCCUCCUCGGAGGCACCGAGACCACGGCCAUCACCCUGUCCUGGGCCGUGGCCUUCCUGCUCCAUCACCCCGAGAUCCAGAAGCGACUGCAGGAGGAAUUGGACCUCAAGCUGGGCCCCGGCUCCCAGCUCCUGUACAAGAACCGGGCACAGCUGCCCCUGCUCAUGGCCACCAUUUCGGAGGUGCUGCGCCUGCGGCCCGUGGUGCCCUUGGCCUUGCCUCACCGCACCACUCGGGACAGCAGCAUCUCUGGCUACGACAUCCCCAAGGACACCAUUGUCAUCCCCAACAUCCAGGGCGCCAACCUGGACGAGAUGGUCUGGGAACUGCCCAGCGAGUUCCGGCCCGAUCGCUUCCUGGAGCCUGGCAGGAACUUGAGGACGGUCUCCUUCGGCUGCGGGGCGCGCGUGUGCCUGGGGGAGUCUCUGGCGCGGCUGGAGCUCUUCGUGGUGCUGGCUCGCCUGCUCCAGGCCUUCACGCUGCUGCCGCCCCCCGGCGGCGCCCUGCCCUCACUGCAGCCCCCGCCUCACUCUGGGGUCAACCUCUCCAUUCACCCCUUCCAGGUGCGGCUGCAGCCCAGGAACCGGGCGUCCCAAGACCAGGGCCAGAAAUCCUUGACAGAAUAGGACCAGGACCAGCCUC
This is a messenger RNA of Psammomys obesus (fat sand rat), 1513 nucleotides long. RefSeq names its product steroid 21-hydroxylase. The transcript has 10 exons. Gene Ontology annotation, biological process: progesterone metabolic process; hormone biosynthetic process. Lineage: Eukaryota; Metazoa; Chordata; Mammalia; Rodentia; Muridae. Gene Ontology annotation, molecular function: iron ion binding; heme binding; steroid 17-alpha-monooxygenase activity. Bases 1 to 1497 code for a protein of 498 amino acids. The record is from RefSeq and is a predicted model, not a curated record.